Molecule: messenger RNA, 1571 nt
Organism: Cinclus cinclus
Lineage: Eukaryota; Metazoa; Chordata; Aves; Passeriformes; Cinclidae
Gene: OSR2
Product: odd-skipped related transciption factor 2
Exons: 3
Coding region: 633-1571 (312 amino acids)
Biological process (GO): embryo development; urogenital system development; regulation of transcription by RNA polymerase II
Cellular component (GO): nucleus
Molecular function (GO): DNA-binding transcription factor activity, RNA polymerase II-specific; RNA polymerase II transcription regulatory region sequence-specific DNA binding
Source: RefSeq, a predicted model, not a curated record
UAUCCCGGGGAGGCCCCAGCCAGGAGGGGUCGGGGUCGGGGCCUCCGCGCCCGCAGGAGGCCGGGCGGAGGGUGGGAGCGACGCCGGGAGCCGGGUCGGCGCGGGGGGCAGGAGGGAGGCGGCUCCGGGGUCCCCGCGGUGGGCGCUGCGGGGGAAGGUGGCAAGGCGGCGGAAAGCGGAGAGGCUUCGCCCUCGGCCGCUCUCGGUUCCGCCUGUAUUUUUACACGAUUCGUUUAAUUUGAAUUUGCGGCGCCUUCGGUUGGCUAGGUGCUGGUUUUUCUCCUUUUUAUUUUAAUUUGGGGUGGGUGUUUUGGGAGCGCUAUUUUUAUUUAUUUAUUUAUUUCCUACGCUUUAGCUUCUCCGGUCGAAGCGAUCGCGCGUGGGUCCCGGCGGGGCACGGGAGCCUGGGCUGCGGCGGGGUGCUGGGGCCGCGGCAAGGCAGCGCACCGGAGCCGUGCCUGGCCCUCUCUGGCUCCGCUGCCGCGCUCGCCUCGGCUAAGGAGUAGCACGCUGCCCUCAUUUAAAGUCUCUCUCCCCUCCUCUCUCCCUCUUUCUUCCUAGGAUUUUCUUCCCGUCUCGGAAGCCCAUCAGAGGCACCAGCUGCUCCGAAGGCUCGCGCCCACCUCGAGAAGAUGGGAAGCAAGGCUCUGCCAGCCCCCAUCCCGCUGCACCCGUCCCUGCAACUCACUAACUACUCCUUCCUCCAGGCUGUGAACACGUUCCCCGCAGCUGUGGACCAGUUGCAAGGUCUGUACGGACUCAGCGCCGUGCAAACCAUGCACAUGAACCACUGGACAUUGGGCUACCCCAAUGUACAUGAAAUCACCCGCUCUACCAUCACGGAGAUGGCGGCCGCGCAGGGCUUGGUGGACUCCCGCUUCCCUUUCCCCGCGCUCCCCUUUGCCACGCACCUCUUCCACCCCAAGCAAGGCGCCAUCGCCCACGUCCUCCCAGCAUUGCACAAGGACAGGCCCCGCUUUGACUUUGCCAACCUGGCCGUGGCCGCCACGCAGGAGGAUCCCCCCAAGGUGGGAGAGCUCUCCAAGCUGAGUCCCGGACUGGCCUCGCCCCUGUCGGGCAUCAGCAAGCUGUCCCCGGACCGGAAGCCUUCCCGCGGCCGCCUGCCCUCCAAGACGAAAAAGGAGUUCAUCUGCAAGUUCUGCGGCAGGCACUUCACCAAGUCCUAUAACCUCCUCAUCCACGAACGAACCCACACGGACGAGCGGCCUUACACCUGCGACAUCUGCCACAAGGCUUUCCGGAGGCAGGACCACCUGCGGGACCACCGGUACAUCCAUUCCAAAGAGAAACCCUUCAAGUGCCAGGAGUGCGGGAAGGGCUUCUGCCAGUCCAGGACCCUGGCGGUCCACAAAACCCUACACAUGCAGGAAUCUCCACACAAAUGCCCCACAUGUGGAAGAACCUUUAAUCAGAGAAGUAACCUGAAAACUCACCUUCUUACCCAUACAGACAUCAAGCCCUACAACUGUGAGCAGUGCGGCAAAGUGUUCAGGCGAAACUGUGAUCUACGGCGGCACAGUCUAACUCACACCCCGCGGCAGGACUCCUAG